Nycticebus coucang (slow loris) is the source of this 2218-nucleotide messenger RNA. It is a transcript of the gene TCP11, whose product is annotated as t-complex 11. The record is from RefSeq and is a predicted model, not a curated record. Gene Ontology annotation, biological process: regulation of sperm capacitation. The coding region runs from base 696 to 2018 and encodes 440 amino acids. Gene Ontology annotation, cellular component: sperm flagellum; acrosomal vesicle. Lineage: Eukaryota; Metazoa; Chordata; Mammalia; Primates; Lorisidae. The transcript has 9 exons.
CGUCGUCAAAAUGCCAGACAUCGAGGAGAAUGUGUCCCCGAAGGAUCCUGCCGAUGGAGAGAGCCAGUCCUGUAAACCCGAGACUUCAAGACGGACUCAAGAAGAUAAGAGCAGCCCCACGGAUCAGCCUCCCUGUAGGUCCAGCUGCUAGGCAGUCCCCUUGGCCACCUUCGAGGGAGGCGGGUCCGGUUGGAAGGAACCGACUGUCCGGGACAUCAGCGCCCUUUAAGGGGACCCUUAGCCACCAAGUUUUCUAGUCUCCCCCGUUUUGUUUGCCCAUCUCCUAUCUCCCCCACUGGCCUUUACUUACAGACCUUAGGCCCCCAAGUUGACUCUUCAAAGAGUUUUUUGGUCCUGGAGAAAGAAGUGACCCAAGCACAAUUACUUGAAUCUGACAAGAUUUGAGGCUGAGUCAGUUCAAAGCCGUCUUUGUAUUGUUGUAUUUUGAAUUUGUAGGUGGAAAAUGGCAGAUUUCUGGGGCUGAUUUUUAAAGAACCCAAAUGAUCCCAGACAGGAAUUGUGUUUUCUCAGUUCUUUGUUGACUCAAGAAGAAAUACUGCCCCGGGCUCGUAUUUUUUGCUCUGUACUGUAGUAGAUGUUCUUUUGUGUUCAUAUUGGGACACGAGGUCUCUUCCACACUUCGUGGUCUGACAGAGACAGUUCAUGAAGUUUCCAAGCUGAGCAACAAGAUUGGAAUGAAUCCUGAUUACCACAAGGAAGAGAAGACUUUACUUCCAAGCAGUCUGGAAGGCAAGGUCAAGGAGACAAUGCACAAUGCCUUUUGGGACCACCUUAAAGAGCAAAUGUCAGCAGCUCCCCCUGACUUCAGCUGCGCUCUUGAACUUCUGAAAGAAAUUAAAGAGAUCUUGUUGUCACUGUUGUUACCACGCCAGAACCGCCUAAGGACUGAGAUUGAAGAAGCUCUGAACAUGGACUUUCUCAAGCAGAAAGCAGAACGUGGGGCCCUGGAUGUCCCUUACCUCUCUAAAUAUAUUCUCAACAUGAUGACUCUGCUGUGUGCACCAGUUCGAGAUGAAGCAGUGCAGAAACUGGAAAACAUGACAGAACCUGUUCAGUUGCUAAGAGGGAUCUUCCAGGUUCUGGGCCUGAUGAAAAUGGACAUGGUAAACUACACUAUCCAGAGCCUUCAACCCCACCUCCAGGAACAUUCCAUCCAAUAUGAACGGGCUAAAUUCCAGGAGCUCCUCAAUAAGCAGCCUAGCCUCCUUGAUCAUACCACCAAAUGGUUGACCAAAGCAGCAGCAGACCUCACCCUGCCGCCUCCAACUUGUCCUGACACUGCUGAUUCCUCUAGUGUGGCUGGCCCUUCUCCAAACGAAGCAAUCAACAACUCAGAGCCCCUCAGCCCCUCAAUGGUGCUGUCCCAGGGCUUCCUGAACCUCCUUCUCUGGGACCCUGAGAAUGAAGAGUUCCCUGAGACCCUGGUGAGGGACAGAACCCGGCUGCAGGAGCUGGAGUCCCAGUUGCACCAGUUAACUAUCCUGGCCUCAGUCUUGCUCGUGGCCAGUAGUUUCUCUGGCAGUGUUUUGUUUGGCUCACCCCAGUUUGUGGAUAAGCUGAAACGCAUAACCAAGUCCCUGAUGGAGGACUUUAACUCCAGGCCAGAGGAGGCUAUGCUGACUGUGAGUGAACAGGUAUCUCAGGAAAUCCAUCAAAGCCUCAAGAAUAUGGGUCUUGCUGCUCUGAGCAGUGACAGUACAGCAUCCCUGAUAGUACAGCUUCAGAACAUUGCCAAGAAGGAGAACUGUGUUCGCAGUGUCAUUGAUCAGCGGAUCCAUUUGUUUCUCAAAUGCUGUUUGGUUCUUGGUGUGCAGAGGUCUCUGUUAGACCUGCCUGGAGGCCUUACUCUCAUUGAAGCAGAGCUGGCGGAACUGGGCCAAAAAUUUGUCAACUUUACAUAUCACAAUCAGCAGGUGUUUGGCCCCUACUACACCGAGAUCCUAGAAACCCUCAUGUCCCCAGCCCACGCGCAGGAAGCAAAAGUGAAGUCUCUCUGAUAGCACUGGCUCGGAGCCCUGGCAGCUUGGGCCCAGGAAAGUGCCCGUCAUCUUCCUGGGGUAACAUCACCAGUGACCAGCCGAGCAGCAACUCCACACAUCAGCCUCCCAACAGCCAGUACAACAGGGCUGGUAGGGAUCAAGAUGUAAACACCAACUGGUCCAAACCCAUUCACUAAUAAACUUCUGAACUGCAAGAA